UGUUCGUCUGUGCUUGGAGGUAAGGCAAGGGAUCAUUGCACGAGUCAGACGUGCAGAUUCUAUCCAGAUUCUAAGCUCCUCGAGGCAUUCGGGACUGGCUUAUUACCUCACAACGAACGAAAGACUGUCCCUGAGGCUAUCGGAGCACGCCUUGGACUGGCCUCUUUGAACGCACCAAAUCGUAUCUUUGCUGCGAGUUAUUUGAUAAUAGUCCAGAGCAUUGGUUGUCACGCUUUGCAGAGUUGCCCACCCCAAUGGCUUGCAAAACGUACAUCGUUGAGCAUCUUGAUGAUGAACUGGGUCCUUGGUCCGAGUUAGAGUAUCUCACCAUAGCUAAGGAGUCUCACCAGGCAGGUGCAAAGUUCUGUCUGUCAUCAGUUCCAUCAACCUUGGUAUUGCCUGCGGCCUUGAAGCAUGUGCCUGGUUUCACCGCAGAUGAGCGCAGCGUUGAGACUCUGUAUGCAGAAGAUAGGACCCGCGUAUGCUUGCUUGACCCAUCAGCAAAGAAGGAGCUUAGUCCAGAAGACGGAGACACCUUCGAUGUGUUCCUGUUUGGAGGGAUAUUAGGGGAUGACCCACCACGAGAUAGGACGUCGGAAUUGAGAAAGAAAGGAUUUGAAGGUCGUCGCCUUGGCCCGAAACAGAUGACCACCGACACUGCGGUUAGAGUGGCGAGGCUUGUCGUGCAGGAGAAAAUUCCUCUAGAUAACAUCCCAUACGUCGAUUAUCCAGAACUCCGUAUCAACAAGAACGAGAGCACAGUAAUGCCAUUUCGCUAUGUCAAGGGAGAGAACGGAGAGUCGAUUAUGCCAGAGGGCAUGCUUGAUUUGAUCAAGAAGGAUUCUGAAAAGGACUUUGGUGAUUUAUUCUGAUACACUAAGCCUGCCCAGAUCGAACAACACCAGAAUAAAUGAAAGAUGGCACUUUACAUCGAAUAUUGAGUCAACUAAAGGCCGUGUGAUUUAGAUCCCUCCAAGCUGUUCAACGAGACGCUGUUGAUACUCCAUUGAGAGCCAGCUCGCCCCUU
This is a messenger RNA of Hyaloscypha bicolor E, 1027 nucleotides long. Its product is annotated as DUF431-domain-containing protein. The record is from RefSeq and is a predicted model, not a curated record. NCBI's taxonomy places the organism in Eukaryota, Fungi, Ascomycota, Leotiomycetes, Helotiales, Hyaloscyphaceae. Gene Ontology annotation, molecular function: protein-arginine omega-N monomethyltransferase activity. The coding region runs from base 255 to 872 and encodes 205 amino acids. The transcript is spliced from 5 exons. Gene Ontology annotation, biological process: peptidyl-arginine methylation.